This is a messenger RNA of Acipenser ruthenus (sterlet), 4772 nucleotides long. Its product is annotated as lipoma-preferred partner homolog. Bases 665 to 2542 code for a protein of 625 amino acids. NCBI's taxonomy places the organism in Eukaryota, Metazoa, Chordata, Actinopteri, Acipenseriformes, Acipenseridae. Gene Ontology annotation, biological process: cell-cell adhesion. The record is from RefSeq and is a predicted model, not a curated record. Gene Ontology annotation, cellular component: stress fiber; focal adhesion. The transcript has 12 exons.
ACUGUUUUUACAAAUUUCACAAGUCGUAUCUACUAUCUCAUAUUUAAACAACGGCGUGGAGAAUUGGAGUGAAACGUAUGCAGUCUCGCCAGCAGUGCUUCUUCUGCGGCGCUUUGCGUAGUGUACACUUUUACAGUUAUAAUUAUUUGUGUGUGCGUGUAGGCUUUGUUGUCUAGGUUUGUUUGUCCCAAUGAACGAAACCCUCCCGAUAUCAGCAGGAAGAGCCAGCUUGUGCUAUCAGUACUGCCUUACAUGGGCAACUUUCAGAGCUUGGGUGUCUCUGCCGGCUGGAAUUCACAGCUCGUGACGUCACUGCCUGCGGCUCUCCCAGAUUUUUUGGGGGAAAAAGAAGUUUCACUUUUUGUUGGGAUUUGAAACUCAUUGAUUCUUAGAAAGCGAGAGUUUAAUCUGCUGUUGGAGAGCUGACCUAUUCUUUUCAAACUUAGGUUUCCGGACGUGAUUCAGCCCACCCCCCCGUGGUCACAUGAUCCCAAUUCUUCGGUGUAGCGCCAAUCCAUCAUUGCAGGAGAGAAGAGGUUAAUGUGCAAACGCAACAACGACCACCUUGAAUAUUUAAAGGAGCACCUUUCCAGACAAGGGCCGCUGCCAAGGAGCAAAUGUAUUACUUUGCAUGUUCUUCAGUAAAACAACCCAGGUAUAAAUCAUGUCUCACCCAUCAUGGAAUCCAUCAAACACUGGAGGUGAAAACUUUGGUCAGGUGACUGCGAGGAUGGAGACCACGCCCUCCUUCGGGAUCCCCAGUAUCUCUAUGUCUCAGCAGCAAGAGCCCAAGAAGUUUGCACCUGUCGUUGCGCCAAAGCCAAAGUUCAACCCGUAUAAGCAGCUGGAGGAUACUGGGUACACUGAAGCUGAAGGGGACUUCCUGCCACCUCCCCCCCCAAUGGAGGAUCUGGACAAUCUACCCUCACCCCCCGGGACCUUCCCACUCCCACCCCCCCCUCCGGACGGAGCACUCUUCAAUGUGCAGGUCAGGACCCCUGAGAAGUCACUGCAGGAAAGGCGCUCGAGUCUGGAUGCUGAAAUUGAUUCGCUCACCAGCAUUCUUGCUGACCUGGAGAACAGCUCACCCUACAAGCCCAGACCACAGCAGAACUACGGAGGAACCUUAUCAAACACCUCAACAUUAUCCACUCCCGUCACUGGACACAAGCGCAUGGUGAUCCCGACCCAGCCGCCCCUGACGGCCACCAAGAAAUCUGCCGCCAAGCCCCAGCCUGCUGCUGCAGGUGUUCCUGCUGCUGCUGCUCCUGCUGCUGGCAUCGCGGUGACCAAACCACAGUCCAUGCCUCAGCCGGUCCCUGCCUCCUACACCACAGCCUCCACUCCCACCCGUCCGACCUUCAACGUGCAGGUGAAGAGCGCCCAGCCCAGUCCUCAUCACAUGCCCCCGGGGCCGCAGGGCUUAUCCCCGGCCUACAACCAGCAAUAUCCCCAACAACCAUCUCGAUCCCCCGGCCCGGUCCAAUACAUGCCUGCCCAGCCCCGCAGUCCUGAUUUUGCGUAUGGCCCCCCGCAGCCAACACGCCAGCCCGAACCCAUGACCAGCCACGCUCCUCCUCCUCCAAGGGCUUGCUAUGAGCCCCAGUACCCUGGAGGAGCUGGUCAAGGCGUUGCAUACGGAGCUCAGAACACCUGGAGACCCGAGCCAGCUUAUCCCACAUCUGCCACCACUGGCCCAGGAUAUCAGCCUCCAGGGCCCAGGAAGACAUACAUCACCGACCCGCCACAAGCCAUGGCCCCAACACCCAUGGCACAGUAUGGCGCUCCCCCAGGGAUGCAGCCGAAGGGUGGUUCCAUGCCCCCCAUGCCUCCCGGCCCUGUUCCCAGCCACGCAGCAGCAGCCCGACCUGAGGACGAACUCGAACGCCUCACCAAGAAGAUGCUGUACGACAUGGAGCACCCUCCCUCCGAGGAGUACUUUGGUCGCUGCUCGCGCUGCUCGGAGAAUGUGGUGGGUGAAGGCAGCGGCUGCACCGCCAUGGACCAGGUCUUCCACGUGGAGUGCUUCACCUGCGUGACCUGCAGCCGCAAGCUCCGAGGACAGCCUUUCUAUGCCGUGGAGAAGAAGGCUUACUGUGAGCCCUGCUACACCAACACUCUGGAGCAGUGCAACGUCUGCAAGACGCCCAUCAUGGAGCGCAUUCUACGAGCCACGGGCAAGGCCUACCACCCCCACUGCUUCACCUGCGUGGAGUGCCACCGCAGUCUGGACGGCAUCCCCUUCACCGUGGAUGCAGGGAACCACAUCCACUGCAUCGAGGACUUCCACAAGAAGUUUGCUCCGCGCUGCUCUGUGUGUAAGGAGCCUAUCAUGCCGGCCACUGGUCAGGAGGAGACUGUCCGCAUCGUGGCGCUGGACCGUGACUUCCAUGUGCAGUGUUACCGCUGUGAGGACUGUGGAUCUCUGCUUUCAGAGGGGGACAAUCAAGGCUGCUAUCCGCUGGACGGACACAUCCUCUGCAAAACCUGCAACACCGAGCGCAUUCAAACACUGACCGCGAAGGCCAGCACAGACCUCUGAGGGACCACACCUUACCGAUAGAAAGAAAGAAGGAUCAAACUCACACAAAAACACACAGUAUAAACAACACAGAUAUGUAUACACGCAAUCACAUAUUUUAUUGUAACUCACAUUCAUGUAAAAUGUCAGCCCUUUCCGGUCCAGGUUUUAAAUAAAAAAAGAGACUUUUGUAGGGUGUGUUUCUGACAUCAGACAUGGUCAAGCAGCGAGUCUGGAUUGCAAUUCAAAAGCACCUGCUGUAUACUAACCUUCCAUGCAAUUGGGUCAUGAAUUUGGAGGGACUCAAACUGCAGGACAAAAGAAAAUAAGAGCUUUUUUGUUCAAAGUCCUAAGUUUCUGAGACAAAUGAGUUUUAAAGUUGCUGAGGAGUUAACUUCUCUCUUUCAUUUGCACAGGUAAUGGUGCUUAUGCUUGUGAGUGCUUAGCACAAAUCGCUUUCUCAUAGCUGGGUUUGAACCAACACCUUUCUAUACUGAAGCCCAGAGCUCAAACCAACUGGCGUUUUGCAUGCCACGUUCCAUUCGCUGAUUCCUUCAAACAGCUUGUCAGAGAAAUUAAAUGACAGAACUGUAGUUCCUGCUGUCUGGGUUGCGUGUUUGCGUGUCCAGUGACACAGCUGCAUGCUUGCUGUACAUGCUCUUCAGUGUCAGAAGCACACCAGUUCCAUGCUGUGACUCCUCGUGCCUUUCAGGUUAGUUGUGCAGAGAGCAUGCACUGCACCACACAGUGUCGCAAAUGGACCAUGUGUGCCUUUAUAAUUUAAAUGUAUUAUGACUUGGAAAGGGUUCAACAAAAAAUAAUAUAGUAAAAUCACACCACACAAACACACACAUACACACACACAUAUAUACUGUAUAUUAAUCACUGAGAACCUGGAAUUAACUACAGUGACUCGUGUUGGUCAACCAAUGCAAAUAUGCAAAGCUCCUUCCAUAGGACAAUUGCACAGUACACCCUUGGCCAGCUGUGCUAUUUGGUGCUUUGUGAUAUCAAAGACAACUCCGUUUUAAACUGGGCUAGUAAAUAGCCACCGAUAUACAGUGUGAAAGCAUGUUUACUCCAGUAAUGUUAAAUCAUGACUGAUGUUGGUCAGGACAAAGUGGAGAGCCUGACCUGCAGGUAGCCGUUGUGGGUUUUUUUUUUUUUUUUGUGGAUUUUGGACCUAGUUUAUUCCAAGUUCUUCUUUUUUUAUUGUUAAAAUUAUUUAGCUAUAUGUGCAUAGUAAACAGCAACAAGAACAAUAAUGUAUCUAUAGCCGUGUCGAAAGAUAUAGCUCAUUUCACCAAAGAUUGUACUUGAAAAUGUAAAACAAAAUCUCUCUCUCUCUCUCUCUCUCUCUCUCUCUCUCUCUCUCUCUCUCUCUCUCUCUCUCUCUCUCUAUAUAUAUAUAUAUAUAUAUAUAUAUAUAUAUAUAUAUAUAUAGAAUCGAUAUGCAUUUACAAUCAUUUGCAUUGACACUUUAUUUAAGAGCUAUGCAUGUUACUUCGCUAUAACUGUAAUGUUUAUACCGCACGGGUGAAAGCACAAUAAGCAAAAAACAAAGGGUUGUGUUUUAACAGGUGCAGCUGUUAACAUUAUCCAGAUCCUUUUACAUCCUUGAGGAAAUCCUCCAUUAAAGGCAACAGAGAAAAUCAAGCUAUUGAAUGCAAAUCACAGAUACAUGUUUAUCCUCCUGUAUCAAGUCUUCUGCCAGAUGACAUCUAAAACCGUGUUCACGUGUUUGAUUGCAAUCCAGAACGUGAGAUCUGGGUAUGUUGUCAAUGGGAUGGUAUGGUCCAGCUGCACAGCGUUAACAGCAGCAUGCUCUCGCUUAUUAUUGAUACAAGCAAACAAACUGGUAUAAACACCAUAUAUCAUGUUAUAUUAUUAUAUACUAUUUUCUAUCUAACUUUGUUUCUAUAGACUUUUUAAAAACUUUUUAAAAACUUUUUUAUAGCCUUUUUUUUUUUUAAAGUCUCAAUUAAGAAUAUUAUAUAAACUGUGAUCUUCCUGCCAGAUUAUAAAUUGUCCUGAACACUGUCAGAAUAAUAGCGAGUGAUUGCUCCCCACUAAGUGUUUACAAUCAAGUUGAGGAGGGAAUCAUUCACAAUGCAAUUUGCUGUAAUCAGCUGGACCCUGACAAUGAAAGAUUGGCCUGCUGUAAUGGUACUGUGUUGCAGCAAACUGUGGUAAAGUUGCUGAAUCACCUGUUUGUUUUUUCUCUAUUUUAGUUUUAAAGAUUUUGAUGGAA